Messenger RNA from Chenopodium quinoa (quinoa), 1188 nucleotides. RefSeq names its product protease Do-like 5, chloroplastic. Gene Ontology annotation, biological process: proteolysis. Gene Ontology annotation, molecular function: serine-type endopeptidase activity. NCBI's taxonomy places the organism in Eukaryota, Viridiplantae, Streptophyta, Magnoliopsida, Caryophyllales, Amaranthaceae. The transcript has 8 exons. The record is from RefSeq and is a predicted model, not a curated record. The coding region runs from base 293 to 943 and encodes 216 amino acids.
GGGUAGAAUUCGAGAUGAAAAUGGAAGAACACUACGCAAGCUGAAGUAGUAUUAUCUUCAUCCAUUUCCAAAAACCGCUAAUGGCGCCAUUGCUGGGUAAUGUGCUUCAUCUUCGUUCGCCAUUUUCACUUCCCAUCAGCACCAUCAAUUGCUGCAACUUCACCACUAAUUCAAAACUCCCAUACAUCCGAACAUUAACAAGGAAGAAUUGGAUGAACAAGAAGAAUCCACUGUUGUCCACCUUUUUCAGGAAACCUCACCAUCUGUGGUAUACAUUGAAGUGCUAGAACUAAUGAAUAGCUCCAAGAAGUCAAAGGAAGCUUUUCUAGCUGACGAAAGUGGUGCAAAAGUUGAGGGGACAGGUUCUGGCUUCCUCUGGGACAAAUUUGGUCACAUUGUUACCAAUUACCAUGUCGUGGCUAAGUUGGCAACUGAUCAAAGUGGACUUCAGUAUUUUAAGGUGACUGUAGUAGAUGCAAAAGGAAAUAAAAUUACAACUGAGGCCAAGAUCAUCGGUUUUGAUCCAACAUAUGAUCUGGCUGUUCUUAAGUUUGAUCCUCAGGGAAAAGAGUUAACGCCUGCUCUUCUAGGAACAUCAAGUAAUCUGCAUGUCGGCCAGAACUGUUUUGCUAUUGGGAAUCCUUAUGGUUAUGAAAACACUCUAACAACUGGGGUAGUAAGUGGUUUGGGCAGAGAGAUACCAUCUCCAAAUGGACAGGCCAUUCGAGGAGCCAUACAAACAGAUGCUGCCAUUAAUGCUGGAAACUCAGGAGGGCCAUUGAUUGAUUCAUAUGGUCAUGUCAUUGGUGUGAAUACUUCGACAUUUACUCUCAAAGGCUCUGGAAUGUCCUCUGGUGUUAACUUUGCGAUUCCAAUUGACACUGUAUUGCGGACUGUACCUGCUCUUAUUGUCUAUGGAACACCUUAUUGUAACAGGUACUAGGACUACUAGCUGAAUUGCUAUUGAAAUUGGCAUCUCUAAGCAUUCCUGUGAGUUAAAAAUCAAAUGUGAAAAUCAUUCUCGUUAGUCGUAAUUUGAAAAGCUUUCAAGUGCUGGGUGAUUGUUGCAUGGCUCUCCUAUCAUUCUGUAAUUAUAUGCUAAUUUUUUUGUAAAAAGAAAUAUUACAAGCAACUGAUUAUGGCAGUCAUGUAUAUUUCAGAUACUUCUGAAGAAAGAUAUAUACAAAA